Owenia fusiformis is the source of this 1465-nucleotide messenger RNA. The record is from the annotation of a GenBank genome assembly. Lineage: Eukaryota; Metazoa; Annelida; Polychaeta; Sabellida; Oweniidae.
UAAUCUUGAUAGAUUGAGAUGUUUUUAGACAUUAAUAAUCUUGUUAUUUUCUCGAUAUCCAUUUCCUGACUGAUCCUUUAAUCAUAUUAUUUUGAUAAUUAUCACAUCACUUCUAAUUUCAUAAAUUACAAUUUAUAUACAUUAUCUAAUCAUAUUAAGCACAAUCUAACUAUCUUUAAUUACUAUUGUUAUCAUACCAUUUAUUUGCACAUUGUUUGGGAUCCCUAGUAGGAUGCCUAGCUGCUAUCCUCUCCCAUGGCAAGCCAUAGAACAGAUCUUCUAUAUCUUCAGUCUCAAGUUCAUCUUUGAUGGCCUGGACCAACUGAAUUUCCUCUUCUUUACUCCAAAUUCCUUGGUCUGUAACAUACAUUUACAAAUUAGCAAGGUUUAUCACUCACAAGGUUUAUUAUUCACAAGGUUUAUCACUCACAAGGUUUAUUAUUCACAAGGUUUAUUACUAACAAGGUUUAUCACUCACAAGGUUUAUCACUCACAAGGUUUAUUAUUCACAAGGUUUAUCACUCACAAGGUUUAUUACUCACAAGGUUUAUUAUUCACAAGGUUUAUCACUCACAAGGUUUAUUAUUCACAAGGUUUAUCACUCAAAAGGUUUAUUAUUCGCAAAGUUUAUCACUCACAAGGUUUAUUACUCACAAGGUUUAUCACUCACAAGGUUUAUCACUCACAAGGUUUAUUACUCACAAGGUUUAUCACUCACAAGGUUUAUCACUCACAAGGUUUAUUACUCACUGGUUUAUCAUGCAUAAGGUUUAUCAUUCACAAGGUUUAUCAAUCACAAGGUUUAUUAUUCACAAAGUUUAUCACUCACAAGGUUUAUCACUCACAAGGUUUAUUACUGACAAGGUUUAUCACUCACAAGGUUUAUUACUCACAAGGUUUAUCACACACAAGGUUUAUUAUUCACAAGGUUUAUCACUCACAAGGUUUAUUAUUCACAAGGUUUAUCACUCACAAGGUUUAUCACUCACAAGGUUUAUUACUCACUGGUUUAUCACGCAUAAGGUUUAUCAUUCACAAGGUUUAUCAAUCACAAGGUUUAUUAUUCACAAGGUUUAUCACGCACAAGGUUUAUUACUCACAAGGUUCAUCACGCACAAGGUUUAUCACGCACAAGGUUUAUUAUUCACAAGGUUUACUAUUCACAAGGUUUAUCACUCACAACAUUUAUUACUUAUAUUAAAGUUUAUUUCCAAGUCUAUUGAUUGUGUAAGUUGAAUAUCAUUAAGAGCUACAAAUAAUUUAAUGUCAGGGAGAAUACAUAACAGCUACAUGUAUUUAAAACCCUUUAAAUAACAUUUUACUUACUCUUUUUUGAACAAUGUGAACGAUAAGAACUAACACAAGCCCAUCCACUAUGGUCCAAUUUCUCACCAAUCAUGGUCCAUUUGUUACCAUAUUCAUUUUGUAGGACCUUUAGCUUUUUAAUAUUUUCAUCACUCAUUCU